CCGAGUUUCUCGCAGACAAUGUCCGUCCCAAAUUUCUCCAAAACUCUGCAAUUCUCUGCAAUUCGGCUUGGCUAUCCCUCACCCUUCUCCUUCUUCUUCUUCAAUUGUUUCCUUCACAAUCACCGAUUUCUAGGGUUUCUCUUCCGAUACGUUUCGCUUAGGCACAAUUCUCCAUCAUUACCAGGAGGUGAAAAAUUUUCGAUCAAUGGCCAAUCGGAUGAAGGAAGACGAGAGAAUUGAAAGGAUUAUCCGUGGUCUUUUGAGGCAUCCUGAGAAUCGAAGAUGCAUCAAUUGCAACAGUUUGGGACCACAAUAUGUUUGCACAAAUUUCUUGACAUUCGUUUGCACAAACUGCAGUGGAGUGCAUCGGGAGUUUACUCACCGAGUAAAAUCAGUGUCAAUGGCCAAAUUCAGUGCAGAAGAAGUUAGUGCUCUUCAGGCAGGGGGAAAUGAGCGAGCAAGGCAAAUUUAUUUUAAAGAUUGGGAUCCUCAGCGCCAUUCUUACCCUGAUGGCAGUAAUCUUCAUAGACUCCGGGAUUUUAUUAAGCAUGUCUAUGUGGAUAGAAAAUACACUGGAGAGAAGACUAAUACUGUUGAGCUUCCAACACUGAGAUUGAAUGACAAGGAGUCUCAUAGCAGGAAGGUUAGUGCAUAUAGUGGUGGAUCUAGAAGCCCACAUUAUGAGAAAAGACACGAGCGGCGUCAUAGUGAAAGAUCUAGUCCUGUUCGAAGAAGUGUGGAUGGAAGUGUCAAAUAUUAUUAUGAUGAAAGAAGAAGUCCUCGAUAUGCCCAAGAAAAUUCAAGAUAUGGAGUUCCAAAGAGAAGUUCUGCCCGCUUUGAGGUUGUUGAUGACAGGUUUCGAGAUCAUGAGCAUGGAAGCCGUAGGUUCUCAAAUACAGAAUCCAAGCCAGGAAUCAGGUUACCUGACUCUCAAAAGAACAUGGAUAGGUCCCAUUCCCCAGUGGUACGCACUGUUAGAGAUAUUUUAGGAGACAAUAUUACUCCUCUACAGGUAGACGAACUUUCUAAAGCAACUGAUGGUCCUGCCCAUAAUCAGAAAAUCGCAUCUUGCGGUGACCAGGGUUCCACUGAUAGGAGUCCAGCAGAACAUAAAAGCAGAUACUCGGGAAGCUUGAUUGAUUUUAACCCUGAUUCUAAGCCCCUUGAUGCUGAAAGCAUACCACAGACACAGCAGGUGCCUCACUCAGAUAACAGUGGCUACUGGGCCUCAUUUGAACAUCCUGCAAUGGAGAAGGUGCAAGCUCCAAGUGAAAAUACUUUGGAAUCUUUAUUAUUCGAAUUGUCAGUACCCUCAGUUGUACCUGCUAGUAGCAACAUGUCUGAACGACCUAAUAAUGAUGCACUAUCACCAGCAACAGGAGGCAACAUCCCUGCAGGUGGUUUUUCGCUGGCUGCCAGUGUGCAGCAGAUGCCCACUAGUGCCAGUGGUUCUACAACUGUAUCGACUUCUAACAAUAUGGCAUUAGUUCCUUCUGAUGGAGAUUGUACCCCUAUCAUGCAGCAGAUGAGUCCAACUUUUGGAACUCCGAGUUAUCAGCCAUGGAUUUCCUCAACUCUACCUAAUAGACAAGGGCCUUUGAGUGCUUCUGCUGAACAAUCUUCUCAAGCUCUCUCAAAAUCAGAUCAAGGCACCAGUUCUGGAGUUGGAGCUGAACCUCUUUCAGUGGAAACCAAGCCUAGUGGAAGAAAGGAACUUCCUGCAGACCUUUUUACUGCAAGCUACUCAACGGGCACUGCACCAGUUCCAGGUUGGCAAAAUGGUUAUCCAUAUGGCAUGGGAUUCAACAUGCAGUAUUAUUCUAAUGCAAUGCCUGUGCCAACAUUUCCCAACUCAGCAAGAUCGGCAAACCCAUUUGACCUUAAUGAUGAAAGAACUCAAGUGCAGGCUCCACCAUUUCCUUCCAUGGCAUCUUUACAAGGUGCACUGCCGAAUGUGUCAGCUGCUAACAGCUUAUUGAGUACUUCAAGUCUUGGUGCCCAGUCUUCGGGUUUGAUGGCACCUCAAUCUCCGUCUUAUGCAUCUGCAGUGUCUCCACAUUCUCCUUCUUUUGUAUCGGACAUGUCUCCUGGUGCAUACAUGGGGCUGCAAGUACAUAAUAAUGUGCUACUAUCCAGAUCACAAGGAGUUGGUGGAUUUGGCAGUGAUGGAGCUAUAUUUGGAUCCUUAAACACAACUCAACAGUCAACUGGAAGAUACUCAGCUCCAAGCACCCCAAAUCCUUUUUCUUCAAUGGGAGGAAACCCUUUUGGAUAAAUCAAAGAGCAAAAAGUUCUUGCAUCCCAUUCUGUCAUUUUCUUUUUGCCCCCAAACAUCUUCAGGAAGAAGGCUGAUAUAUUAUUGCCUGGUGAAGAGUAUAAGAAUAUUACAAAUGCUAAGAGAAGCGCAUGGAGAAAUUCAUCCCAGACCAAGAUUCUCUUCAAGAUCAUGGUAGUUUCAGAUCAACUUAUUUCAUAUUUCCUGCUUGCUUAAGGGCUUCCAUCCUUCCCUGUGAUAUGUUUGUCUUCACAUCUUUGUGAUCUUGCCUUCUGCUGUCACCAAGAUAAUACUGAACUGAAGCUAGAGCUCUUUGAUUGGUGUAAAUAUGAAAUGCUAUAUAUUUUUCAUUCAAAAAACUUGAGAAAGAGAACCAGGGCAUUACUAUAAUGAUAUCACUUUAUGAGAAAUCAUUGCAU
This is a messenger RNA of Corylus avellana, 2694 nucleotides long. Its product is annotated as ArfGap/RecO-like zinc finger domain-containing protein. The record is from RefSeq and is a predicted model, not a curated record. Gene Ontology annotation, molecular function: GTPase activator activity. Lineage: Eukaryota; Viridiplantae; Streptophyta; Magnoliopsida; Fagales; Betulaceae.